AUGGGGAAGGAAAAGACUAAAAAUAUUAGGGCAGAUGAGAUUCUUGAGAUGGUUUUGAAUGAACAAACUUGUGUUUCUGCUGGUAGGGGGGAAUUCCGUAGCUUCAUGACUCAAUACCCUGAGUUAAGAGAAUUGUGGUACAGCCAAGAAUUUAAGCCAGAAAUGUUUGGUAAUUUGAGAAAGCUAGUAGUGCAUAAAAGUGAGUUUUUAUCAGAUGUGCUCCUACCGUUAAAUUUGCUGCGUGGACUAUCCAACUUAGAAGAGCUUGAAGUAAGUGAAUGUGAUUCACUAAAAGCUGUGUUUGAUUUAAGCAAUGUGAGUGGAAAGGAAGUGUCAGUGAAGGAAACCAUUCAGCUGAAGAGAAUGACUCUCCUUCGUCUACCUAUGCUCAAAGACAUAUGGAAACAGAACUUUCAAAAAAUUGUCAGUUCUAGAGAAACAACAAUAGAAGAAGGAGGAGGAGAAGAAGGUGCUAUUCAGCAUCAGCAACCAGCAUAUUCCAUUAGACAGCCGAAGCAAAUGUGGAGUAGAGAUCCUCAAACAAGCCUUCGCCUUCAUAAUCUGCAAGUUGUACACGUUGAAGACUGUAAUGCUCUAGAAUACAUUUUUCCAUUUUCCAUAGCCAUGGAUCUGCCUCAGCUUGAAGAAAUUACCAUAAAGGAUGCAUGGAAGAUAAAGGAAAUUGUUUCAGCCAAAGCACGGCCCUUAGAUUGUCCUCCAAAAUUUGAAUUUAAUCGUAUGAGCUCAUUAGUCCUUUGGAAUUUAACAGAACUCCGAGGGUUUUUUGCUGGAAAUCACAGUUUAGCAUGUCCAUCAUUGAAGGAAUUAGAUGUCCGCGGUUGUUUCAAAUGGGAGCUAUUCAUGAAACAGGGUGCUAGCAGCAAAGGAAGAGUCUUUGAUCGUAGUCUGCAAGUCUCAAUGCAAAAGUCUUCUUUCCCACUUGAAGAGGUGAUUUGCAACUUGGAGACGUUGGGCCUCAACUAUGAAGAUGCUAGGGUGAUAUUACAAGGUCAAUUUUCUGGAGAGAACUUCAGCAAACUCAAAUCUCUAUAUUUGGCCCACUUUACAGAUGGGCAAGCUACAUUUCCGUAUUGGUUUGUACAAAACAUAACCACUCUCCAAACACUGCUUGUUGAACAUAGUUCUUUCAAGGAGAUGUUCCAACAUGGCAGGCAAAAUGGGAUUCAAACCCGAAUCAAAGAAUUGACGCUCAAUCAAUUGCAUGAACUCCAGCACAUAUGUAAAGAAGGAUUCCCAAUGGACCCAGUUCUUGAGAUUCUUGAAGUCUUAUAUGUGGGUGGAUGUUCCAAAUUGAAGCACCUGCUACCUUCCUCUGCAACUUUUAAUCACCUAACAGAUUUAGAAGUCGAAGAUUGCAGUGGAUUGAUUGACUUAUUUACCUCAUCAACAGCAAGAAGUCUUGUCAAAUUAACAACAAUGAAAAUAAGGAACUGCUAUUCACUAGAGCAAGUUGUGGCAGAAGAGAGAGAUGAGCCCAAAGAUUUAUGGAGAGUUUGUAUCAGCAAAUGCCCAAGAAUGGAGAUCUUCUCUUUGGGAAAAACACACAUGCCAAAGCUUGGGAAUGUUAUAACACAGAAAGAAAACCACUUGCAAGGUGACCUUAAUACUGCACUAAUCAAGAUCUUCCAAGAUAAUGCCAUUGGGGAAAGAGAUAAAGGAGAUUACGAGGAAUCUUCAAGAAAAGUAUCAGAAAUUAAUGGAGCAUCAAGCUUGGAGGAUACAACCAAACAAGAAAUUCACAAGCUUCCAAGUCCAUCUGAUGAUAAAGAGCAAAAGGAAAAUAUCUUAUCAACGGAUCCUCAACAUGCAGCUAAGGAAAGUCAAAGGAUGCAUGACACCAAUGAUAGGGUCUCAAUUCAGGAUUGGGAUCACAUGCAGUGGUUCGUGUGCAGUGUUUGGGAACUAAUAAAUUACUUUUACACCAAUGCCUCUCUCAUCCACAAGAACAAUCCAAUGGCUAUUGUGGACACACUUCCCAGACAUUGUGCGCUAGCUACUGCAUAUGUGAACGAGACUAUUGAGAAACCCUUUAUUCAAACUGCCCAGGAAGCACAAAGAUCAGAUGCAGUACAAGAUGAAGAUAUUGGAACGCAAGAUAUUCAUGACACCACAGAGAAAACCUUGAUUCAAAGUGAUAAAGAUACAGAGAAACUUACUAUAGCACAAACCAUAGAAUCACAUGAUUCAUAUGUUGAGCCUAAAGAGAUGUGCAACACCAUUAAGAAACCUUUAAUUCCAGCUGCUCAGAAUGAACCAAACCCAACAAUAAUUCUUAAUGCAGCUAUUGAAACUCAAGAGCUUCAUGACACUAUGGAGAAACCCUUAAUUCAUAGUGACCAAGAUGCAAAGAAACAUGCCACAGCACAAGCCAUAGCUAUUGAAACUCAAGAGAUUCAUGACACCUCAGAGAAACCCUUGAUUCAAUAUGACCAGAAUGUAGAGAAAGUUGCCACAGUACAAACUACAGGUAAUGAUUUUGUCUUGCAAGCUCCAGUCAAAUUUUGUAAGAGAAUUUCCAGUCUUAUAAUGCUUUUUUCACUACUUUCUAGCUAUUGA
This is a messenger RNA of Prosopis cineraria, 2577 nucleotides long. RefSeq lists its product as uncharacterized. The coding region runs from base 1 to 2577 and encodes 858 amino acids. The transcript is spliced from 15 exons. NCBI's taxonomy places the organism in Eukaryota, Viridiplantae, Streptophyta, Magnoliopsida, Fabales, Fabaceae. The record is from RefSeq and is a predicted model, not a curated record.